AUGUUUAAGUGGUUCUUUAUAUUGUUCGCAAUUACUUCUUCGAAAUACAUCAGAAUAAGUUUGACUGGUAAUAUUACAACUCUCAAAUACGCAAGUUCGUUGGCACUCCCAGGAGAUAUCAUUGAGUUUGAAAGUGGAAACUAUCCACCCCAACAUGUUGCAAAACGCACGUAUGGAGCUUUUGAUAACCCUAUUAAAAUCCGACCAGCACUGAACGCAAAAGUAGUGUUUGAAACAGCAACAAGUCAGACUUAUGCAUUCAAUAUUCCCGACUCCUCAAAUAUUGAUGUCGAAGGUCCGUUCAUUGCACGAAGUGCUACACAACAAACUGUUGCAGCAGUUAAUUGCACAAACAUUACAAUGUCUGGUUUUAGUAUAUACAACUCGACAAGAUGGGCGAUGUUUGCCUCUGGAACAAACAUCACUAUACGCAACAACUAUGCUGACGGCUGUGUAUUAGAAAAUGAGCACUGCAAAAGUGAGAAAUUUGUGCAAUGUUUUGGAACGGGUGUUGUUACAUACGAUGGUCCAAUCCUGUCUAAAUUAAUUACUUUUGAGAAUAACGAAAUUACACAUGCCUGGGGAGAAGGCAUCGACUUCAUAUUUUGCACAGAAUGUGUUGCUCGUAAUAAUUACAUCCACGACGUAUUCCCUUCAAUGAUCACAGUCGACAAUGCUAAAAACCUUCUCAUUGAAAACAACAUCCUCAGAUUCUCGAAUGGACCACUUUGCCCAGAACAAAACCAGUAUCAUGCAAUAGCAAUUGGAGAUGAAGAUUGGCCGCCUGUCUAUGUCUCCACAACAAACAUCACUGUAAGAAAUAAUUUCAUUUGGGGAGCUAGAUUUGGUGUAUCUUAUUGGGGAUGGAGCCCAGUGGCAUAUUACAGCGAAAUAACUGUUGCCCAGAACACGUUCUUCAACAUUUCUGGACUUGCACUUGCGUUCCAAGCAAAGUGCGUUGUGGAAGGAGCUGCGAAGAACAACCAAUUUAAGAACAAUUUCAUAUACUCAAAUUACAAUUUGUACGCCGCACUUGUGCACCAAAACGAGUUGAAUAGCUGGAACAUUUCGGAUAAUGUCUAUUAUGAAGGGUGUAAGAAUUUUUUGAAAGACUCGUGGAAUGGCACCGAUGGAAAUGCACAUUCAAUACACUUGACUCAAAACGAGACUUCAGUCCUCAAAUUGUGGAAUGGUGGAAAGUAUGGAAAUUGUACCAACGAAAGUUAUUUCAAAUGGGAUGUCCCAACGUACUGUUUUGUGCCUCAUAAUAAGUCGUUACUUUAUCACAGUGGUGUGUAUGUUACAUACUAUGACCUUGAUGCAAAGAUGAACAAAGACUUUUAUGGAUGUGUGAGAAGUAAUAUAAAGCCAAGUAUAGGGGUAGCAGAAGGUCAAUUUGAUUGUGUUUUAGUUGAAGGAUCUUAUACAUGUUAUGUAUACGUGUUGUUGUCUGCUAUUUUCCUUAUUAUUUAA
Messenger RNA from Entamoeba invadens IP1, 1473 nucleotides. RefSeq lists its product as hypothetical. Bases 1 to 1473 code for a protein of 490 amino acids. NCBI's taxonomy places the organism in Eukaryota, Evosea, Mastigamoebida, Endamoebidae. The record is from RefSeq and is a predicted model, not a curated record. The transcript has a single exon.